UAAGGGAUAUUCUAAUCAACCUCUGCAAACUAGCUGUUAUUAUGUUGACAAUUGUCUGAUAAUUGAAGUGUCAAAAAAAGCAUUGUGAUUAAGGGACACCCUUUUAUGAUAUUUCUUUGUCUAUGUUCACAAAUAUGUCCACAGCCACCUACUGAAUUAAAAACCCAGGUUCAUUCUGUUUUGCAGCAGGGACAAACAUAUCUGUGUGUUAAAAUCAAACCCUUAAGUGUAGCAUACAUUUUAAAGAAGGUAAGACUUAUGAAGCUACGUUGUCUCAGUCUGAAGCCAACAUUAACAAAGUGCUUGAUGUCUCAAUUUGAAAGAGUCCGCUGCGGGCUGAGUCCGAUGUCCAGUGAGGGUUAAGAUGACUGACUGCCUGACCUGUUUGGCGUGGGCUUGCCUCUUACAAUGUGUGUGUGAGACGUUUGCCCUUUGACCAUUGGUUGACAUAACCGGAAGCCAUGACGACAGCCUCCUUUUCCAAUAGACCAGGGUGAUGGAUGAUGAGGAAUCCAGUUGGUUUUACUGUUGCCACACAUGUUGCAGAGGAGCCGAGCCAACACCUGUUUCAGCCAUUCAUUUGGCUGCCAGUACUCUGUAGUAAAACAAAGAGUUUUUGGUAGCAGUUACAACAGCUGGAAUCGCUCUGGCAGGGAAAAGUAUGGCCCACCUGUCCGCACUGAACACCGCCUUAUUGUGGAGAACUUGUCCACUAGGUGCAGCUGGCAGGAUCUAAAGGAUUUUAUGAGGCAAGCAGGUGAGGUCACCUAUGCUGAUGCUCAUAAAGGACGGGCCAAUGAGGGGGUCAUUGAAUUCCGAUCCAAGGCCGACCUGAAACGAGCUGUGGAAAAGCUGGAUGGAACGGAUAUCAAUGGGAGGAAGAUUCGUCUGGUGGAGGACAAACCACGGCGCCGGCGUUCUUAUUCUGGAAGCCGAUCCAGGUCUCAUAGCAGGCAAAGAUCUCACAGUCGACGAAGCAGAAGCUAUCGCAGUCGUUCCAGGUCUCGCUCACAAUCUCGAUCUCGCAGCAAACUCCAGUCCCACUCCAAGUCAGGACGAAGGUCACGUUCUACAUCAAAGAGAAAGUCCAAAUCCAACAAGAAGUUUAGUGUUAGCAAGUCUCACAGCACUUCCAAGAGCAAAAAAUCUCGGUCUCGCUCAGACACUCACAAAUCCCGCUCCAAGAGCUCAUCAAAGGUCAAGACAAAGCAGCAAUCCCGAAGUGACUCCCAGGAGAAGGCGUCCAGUAAGAGGUCUCGUAGCCGAUCUAGAUCCCGGUCUGAGAGCAGAAAUGAAAAGCGUGCCUCAAAAUCUCCAGACCAUAGAUAUUCAAAGUCUCCAGUCAAGACCUCUGCAUCCAGAUCCCGGUCUCGCUCUCGAUCCAGAUCAUCCUCACAAGAUUGACAGUUUUUGUCAAAAUGAGAAUGGUUUAAAUCAGAUCUGUGAUUAUAUCUGAAAACAAAUGUCCUGUUUACAACUGACUGGGAGAUUCUGCUAUCUAUACUUUUAUGGAUGGUCAGUUAACUGUUAUUUUUUGUGGGUGAAUUAUCAAAAAAUGUUCAUUUGAUAGUACUGAUGCAUUUAAAGCUCUGGGAAUAUGUUUGUUUUUUUGAAAAUCCAGAUGUUUCAAUCCAGAAGCCACGGGUGAAAGCAACUCCAGUCUUUGAUUUUAAAAAAAAUCUCAGUGUAAAGCAUUUAAGUACAGCAUUAGCUACUACAUUUUAAAAAUAAUCCAUAUUCCUCCUUUUGAAACCAUCUCUAUCACAGAUUUAUAUGUGUCAUCUUAUUGUAAUAAAAUAACACUAACUCUUAA
Molecule: messenger RNA, 1813 nt
Organism: Sphaeramia orbicularis (orbiculate cardinalfish)
Lineage: Eukaryota; Metazoa; Chordata; Actinopteri; Kurtiformes; Apogonidae
Product: serine/arginine-rich splicing factor 6-like
Exons: 5
Coding region: 538-1404 (288 amino acids)
Cellular component (GO): nucleus; cytoplasm
Molecular function (GO): mRNA binding
Source: RefSeq, a predicted model, not a curated record